CCUGUUUACAAGCCGCUGCCAGCGGAGGAUGUGGAGUACAGAGCCUGGAAAAAAAAAAGACAGCCCGCAACUACAGGGGGAGAAAAUACAGCCACGAAUGAGAAAUUUGUUCCUCUGCUGUUGAUAAAUUAGGACUGUCAAAGCCGCGGAGAGCUCACCGGCGAUUAAUAACUGCACAUUAUUAACUUAAGGCGUUGUUAUGCAAUGUAACGCUUUCAGCGCUCUCGCCCGGUUAGUCAGAGGCUGCUGAUUGUGCUCGGCUGCUAUGGUGUAGUUUUUUUUUUUUAAAAAUGCCUAAUUUGGUUAAAGUUAAGUGUGGAUCCGGAUUUCUGCUGGAGACCUGUUUUCAAGGAUUUGCUGUUUCUUUAGUCGAAUUGAGGAGGUGGUAGACAGCUGGUCCGUGCUAAGCUUUCCUAAAAGAGCGUUCAGACAAGGACGGCGCGGAUGGGACUUAAAAGACUUCAGAAAGGGCCUGGUUGGCAGAAGGAGUGAGUAUGGACAACCUUUCUGAAUUCGGUGGCUCCUGUCCGUCUGGCCGCAGGGAAUGGGACACCAAUAGCUGCAUGGAAGAUUUAAUGGAUGAAGAUGAGAAGGACAGGGCAAAAAGGGCAUCCCGUAACAAAUCGGAAAAGAAAAGAAGAGACCAAUUCAAUGUGCUCAUCAAAGAGCUAUGCACCAUGCUGCAGGGCCAGGGCCAUCCGCGCAAGAUGGACAAGUCCACCAUAUUGCAGAGGACUAUUGACUUUUUGCAGAAACAGAAAGACAUCACUGCACAGAACAACACUUGCGAUGUGAGGCAGGACUGGAAGCCUUCAUUUCUCAGUAAUGAGGAGUUCACUCAGUUAAUGCUGGAGGCCCUAGAUGGUUUCUUGGUUGCAUUAACUACAGAUGGCAACAUCAUAUACGUGUCUGACAGUGUGUCCUCACUUAUUGGCCAUUUACCGUCAGAUAUGGUGGACCAAAAUAUCUUGAAUUUCCUCCCGGAGCGGGAACACGGGGAGGUGUAUAAGCUGCUAUCAUCCCACAUGCUGAUGACUGACCCCAUUGCUGCUGACUUCCUUGACAGUGAGGCACAUAUUGAAUUUUGCUGUCAUCUAGCUAGAGGUAACAUGAACCCAAAAGAGCCACCUGUAUAUGAGUACGUCAAGUUUGUUGGAGAUUUCAAGUUUCACAGCAAUGUGCCUACAUCUUCUUGUAACGGGCUCGAGCUCACAUUACCAAGGAGUCUACAGUCGUCCCUGGAGGAGCAGGUCUGCCUCAUUGCUACUGUGCGAUUAGUCACUCCACAGUUUCUAAAGGAUUUGUGUAACGUGGAAGAUCCCUGUGAUGAAUUCACUUCCAGACACAGUCUUGAAUGGAAGUUUCUGUUUUUGGAUCACAGAGCUUCACCAAUUAUAGGCUAUUUACCCUUUGAGGUCCUUGGAACUUCUGGCUAUGAUUACUAUCAUGUGGAUGACUUGGAGCUCAUAGCCCAGUGUCACAAGCAAUUAAUGCAGUUUGGAAAAGGUAAAUCCUGCUAUUAUCGAUUCCUGACCAAAGGUCAGCAAUGGAUUUGGUUGCAGACUCACUACUACAUUACUUACCACCAGUGGAACUCCAAACCUGAGUUCAUUGUGUGUACUCACACUGUUGUCAGCUAUGCGGAAGUGCGAGCUGAAAAGAGGAGAGCGUUUGGCCUUGAAGAGCUGUCACCACCUGAGAUAGCCCCUUCCUCUGUAAAGGCUCAAGAGCUCUAUCUGGACAUCUGCUCCACACUGGACGCUCCACGGGACGGAAACAGCGGUGCACGUUCGGUGUCCUCCCACAGCUCCCGGAAGUCCUCCCACACAGCGCUGUCAGACUCUGCAUCAGCUAACUCCUACACAGAGGCCUGCACACCAUCAUGGCAGUCUGCUUCCAUUGGGCCUGAAAAAACAUCUGCCAGAUUCCAACCAAGCAGUUCAAAGAAUUUGGCACAAAGACAAAAUUCCUUUGACCUUGUUCCCCCAAUGAGCCUCCCCCUUUCUCCUACCUGCAGCAAGCACUCUGCAAUGCAACAGCAAUCACAGCAGCAGCAGCAGCAGUCGGAGCAGCAGCAGUCGUCCAUGUAUCAGCUGCAGCAGCCGCAGCUCGGUGUUAUGAACCAGCUGAAGGAACAGCUGGAAGAAAGGACACGCAUUCUGCAAGCUGACAUUAAGACACAACAGCAGGAGCUGCACGACAUUAAGGAGAAGCUUCACCUUGCUAACCUACAGAUGUUGUUACAGCAGCCUGUCCACAAUGACUUUAGCCAGGCCCAGCAGCAGCAGCCUCAGCAGCAGGGUCCAGGAAGGCCGGCCCAGCAGAGCCAGUCUGGGGUCAUCAGGCAGCUGUCGGGCCAACCUAAACCAGUCUGUGGGGCUCACAGUUCAUCCCCUCACUCACUCCUGAGAGAGAAUAGUUCACCUUCAACACAGGUCCAGCAGAGGAUUACACGGAGCGGGCAGCCACAGUCAGUAAGUUUGCCCGUGCAGACAAACACGAGCCUGACGAUGCCCUUCUACAGCAACCCCAUGAUGUUCUCUCAGACCAACACGAGGCCUCAGCAGGAUGCAAACCAAAGACACCCAGACAACCAAUUCACCCAAGAUGGACAACUACGAAUGCUCCUCAACCAACCAAUGCAGACGCUGGUCCCCACAAGUGUCAGCUCGCAGCCUUCGCAGUGCAACAUGGGCAUCUCCCCAUCCAUAUACACCUUGGAGCAGCAGAUCAUCGCCCCCUCAUUCCCCAUGCAACAGGUCAACUGCAAUGCCGUCCUCGUGCCCUCUCCGGUCUUCACAUCUCCUAUAAUGAUCCCACACAACAGCUUCAUCACGCACCAGUCCCAGACAGCCUAUCACUCUCAACCUCAGGCCUCUCAGCACUCCCUACAGCUCCAGCAGCCACAGCAGUUCUUUCAGAUGACUCAAGGACUCGUACACGGUGGAUCUACUCCAGCAUUCUUACACACCACUAAUGUCCCACAGCAAAGCACUGUGGGAUACAUUCAGCAGCAACCACUAGUGCAGCAGCAACAGCCGCCACAGCAACAAAGGCAAUACCAACAUUCCCAAAACCAGACUGGCAGUGUUUCAGAAUAUCGAAAUUUGCUGACUCGGUAGCACUGUAGACCUGACUGGUGUGCUGAGAUCUGCCUCUGUGACUGGGCCAUGUAGGUGGAAACGUCAUGUAGGAAGUCAAACUUGAUGACAGGUUGCUUGAAAGUGGAAAAACUGCUUGUUGUGACCUUUCGAUGUGAAGCUGCCUGUUGCAGAAGAAGCCGGCCUUUACGUCACUGGAAAGAAACCACAAGCACAAGCAAGAUUGCACUGACCUGACGUCGAGUACGGGCUCUGAAGAAGCGCGAGGUGCCGGGCCUUCAUCAGCAGGCCACGUCGCACUCCGUCGUCUGUCAGUGAAACUGCUGGGACAAGUGGUUUAUCAAAGCUCUUAAAAAGAUACUUUUACAUGUUUACAUGUGGAACUUUUCAUCUAACAAGGUUUCCUUUAAGUGUCUGUUCAUACUUUGGUACCACCUCCUACUCAAAAGUAGAGUAUUUAUUUUUGCCCAUUAAUUAAUGUUUAUUUCACCCACUGAUAGUGAGAUUCUGAAAAUCCUUCCCCAGUGACAGAACUCAAGUGAAGAUAAGAAAUCUCAUAAAGGGAUUUGUGUGCAUGAGAACUCUACAUUUCACUUGGCUCCCAUUAUGUCCCCAAAACAAUUCUUUACUUGCAGGUAUGUUCAUGUGGUUCAUACGGUAGGUCACGAGAGAGGGGCUUUAUGGUGAGACAUGCUGUGGUAAGGUGAUCAUCAUAUCAAAAAUCGGGUUUGGUAAAUGCUAAGAUGUCACAACAGGAGUGAGAUGGUCUCCAGUUUUUAGGAAGGUCUAUCUAGAUUUUUAAAGCCUCAAUCUGGAACUGAAGUAGGGGUGCUGCAGCUGUUGCACCGCUCCUCAAAAAGAACAACAACAACAAAUCUUUGAAGUUACAAUUUCCGGUGCUUUUGAUGAGCAGUGCGGGAUGGGUUCUUUUUUU
Molecule: messenger RNA, 4035 nt
Organism: Archocentrus centrarchus (flier cichlid)
Lineage: Eukaryota; Metazoa; Chordata; Actinopteri; Cichliformes; Cichlidae
Gene: npas2
Product: neuronal PAS domain protein 2
Exons: 22
Coding region: 495-3122 (875 amino acids)
Biological process (GO): circadian regulation of gene expression; regulation of transcription by RNA polymerase II
Cellular component (GO): cytoplasm; CLOCK-BMAL transcription complex; nucleus
Molecular function (GO): protein dimerization activity; DNA-binding transcription factor activity, RNA polymerase II-specific; RNA polymerase II cis-regulatory region sequence-specific DNA binding
Source: RefSeq, a predicted model, not a curated record